CCUCAUUCUUUUCCUUUGUGCAGUGGGGUCCUGUCUCUCGACCUUUGACCAGACAAAUUUCCGCCCACCAUUUUCUCUUGACAAGACAAAUCUCCCAAACCUCUAACCACCCACUUCUCUCUUCGACAACUACCAACAACCACAAAUCAAUACCGCAAUCAUGGUCAAAAAGAGAAAGAACAACGGCCGCAACAAGAAGGGCCGCGGUCACGUCAAGCCCAUCCGAUGCAGCAACUGCUCGCGAUGCACGCCCAAGGACAAGGCAAUCAAGAGAUUCACCAUCCGCAACAUGGUCGAGUCUGCCGCCAUCCGUGAUAUCUCGGAUGCUUCCGUCUUCGCCGAGUACACGGUUCCCAAGAUGUACCUCAAGCUGCAGUACUGUGUCUCUUGUGCCAUUCACGGCAAGAUUGUCCGUGUCCGAUCGCGCGUCGGUCGCCGAAACAGAGCACCCCCGCCUCGUGUUCGUUACAACAAGGACGGCAAGAAGGUUACCCCUACGCAGACUGCCAAGGCUACAUAAAUGCUUCGUUUCAGGUGUCUUAGGGAAUGAAAUCGGGUCUCGGGUCUGGGAAGAAUCUGGUCUAUCGGAAAUGGUUUCCGUUUUGCAUGACGAACGGUUUUCGGCAUGAUCAUAUCAGAUAAUGACUUUAUGAAUUAAGUCAUAUUUGCCACUACGCGACGUGAA
Messenger RNA from Hypoxylon fragiforme, 685 nucleotides. Its product is annotated as ribosomal protein. Gene Ontology annotation, molecular function: mRNA binding; structural constituent of ribosome. Gene Ontology annotation, cellular component: cytosolic small ribosomal subunit; ribosome. NCBI's taxonomy places the organism in Eukaryota, Fungi, Ascomycota, Sordariomycetes, Xylariales, Hypoxylaceae. The record is from RefSeq and is a predicted model, not a curated record. Bases 161 to 520 code for a protein of 119 amino acids. Gene Ontology annotation, biological process: translation. The transcript is spliced from 4 exons.